Molecule: messenger RNA, 4749 nt
Organism: Prorocentrum cordatum
Lineage: Eukaryota; Dinophyceae; Prorocentrales; Prorocentraceae
Source: the annotation of a GenBank genome assembly
AUGCGUGAGAACCACCUGCCGAACGAGGUGGCGUCGGCAGAGAGCCCGGCGCGGUGCCCGGCGGAGGCAGCUGCGCCUGACUGCCCGUGGAGCUACUGGCUGGCCGUGGGCGCGGUCAUCGGCGUGUUGGUGGGCUGGGCCAUCAUCCUCUUCAUCUUCGUGCUGCGUGGCGGCGGUGCAGGCGGCAAUUUUGGGAGACGGCGACGCCGCUUCGCGCAGACCCUGACCGACCAGGAGGUGGAGCAGGCCACGCUGGGGCAGACCAAAGGGGUCGCUCUAGUCAACGGCCUGGAGGUCUUCGUGGAGAAGAUCGAGGCAGAUCGUGCGAAGAUCGAGAAGUGGAAGGCCGAACGUGAAGCUGGAGCGGGUGACCUACGCGUGCUGGGUGAUCACCGUGACGCCUCAGGUCGUCGCCAUCUCACUCUCACCGAGGGCGUCUCCAUGAUGAGGGAGACCUCGUUUGAGGACUGGAACAUGCCUGGGCCUCGGAUCGCAAAGGAGUGGCUUGUCUCUGUUCGGGAUGGGCCGGGCGACCUGACCACCUACCAUAGCCAGUGGAUGCGACGCUCGGGCGUCGGAGAGGGCACAGCUGUGGCCCACAUCCACUUCGUGAUGUGCGAGAUCGUGCGGCUGGCCAUCCAAGUCGAUCAGUUGGACGUCUCCAACCUGAUGAGCUUCGAGCUCGCCAUGCGCAGGAUCUGUCAGGACGAGACGGCCGUUUCGCGCAACCCUCGUCACCCAGACUAUGGCGGGCUCGACAUUGUGCUGCACGCCCCGGUCUCGGAGCAGGGCCAGGCCAGCACGGACAGAUUCACAGAGUGGGUCACUGCCCGCUUGAAGGAGCGCGCCUCGAUCUACAAGCAGACUCGCCUCUGGAACGAGGAGCAGCGCGCCCUGCAGGCUGCCCGCACCUCGGUGGACCCCAGCAAGGGAGGCCUCGCAGCCGAGGGGGCCGCGCGCGAGCUGCUGGCCUCGAAGGACCUGUAUAGCCAGGAGCCGAAGCACCUAGCGCCGUUCGACCUGACAAAGCUCAAGGUUGCCAAGGGACGCGCCCGGCCGCGGUCUGUGGCCAACUUCCUUCCUCCGUUGGCUGGGGAGAUGAUUCGGAACCCAGCGCAGUACAUAGAGAAGGAUGAGGGGGAGAUGGAGUUCACACGUCAGACAACUGAUCCCAUCAAGCCUUACUGGGAUCCAGUGCUUCGUUCUAGCCGACUGGAGCGAUGGAGGCUGUUCCGAGUGCUGUACGAGCUGGGGCUCAUCACGUUCAGGCCCCGUCUUCGCGCUCGAGCCGCCUUAUUUUUUGUGAAGAAAAAGAAACCUGGCGAGAUCAGAAUGAUAGUUGAUGCGAGGCAGGCCAACGCCUGCCACCGUGCGCCUCCGACCACUCGCCUUGGGUCGGCAGGCGCCCUCGCGGACCUCGACUUCUCCGACGGGAACGGCUCCUUCGGCGGCGUCGGCAGCGUCGUCGGCUGGGGCCCCCACGGGAACGAGGCGGACGUCGAGGAUUGCUUCUACAACUUUUCAAUAGACGGGCUGGCUGAGUGGUUCGGCUUCGACGACCCGCUGCCCGUUGCCACUAUCAGGGACACCUACGGCAUCAACAUUGGCUCUUUUUGGGACCCAGAUCUCCACAGGAUGGUUGCGGCGACUGACGACGUCGUGCUGUACCCGUGCAUGCGCGCCAUGUGCAUGGGCUGGUCUUGGGCCUUGUUUUUCGCUCAGGAAGCCGUAUCAGCUAUGACCUCCCGCGCCCUUCGGCCUUGCUCGACUCUGGAGCCGGCCAUGGUGAGGGAGCACCUCCCAGCGCCUGACCUCAACGAGUCCGGGGUCAUGGGCAGCGUCUACGUUGAUAACAUCACCGUCUUGGGUAAGACUGCCGCUGUGGCCCGUGAGGCCAGUGCCGCCCUUCGCGACGAGGCGGAGCGCUGUGGUCUCCCCAUCACUUGGUCGUACCCCGACGUCGUCACUCAUCUGGAGACGGUGGGGAUCGAGCUUGAUCUGAAGCAAGGGCGCCUGCGCAACAAGGCCUCCCGAGUCUGGAGGUUCGACCUGGCCACCCGGGCGCUGCUGGCCCGGGGUAAGAUGCGAGGUGAACACAUGGAGGUCUGGUUGGGCCACGCGGUCUCCCUGCUGAUGCUGGCCCGGCCAGGCUACGCUGCGCUGUCCGCCGUCAGACAGGAGAUGCGCAUCGUGGUCGGGCUGGUCUGGCUCGCGGAGGUCGACCUGGCAGCGCCCUACGUGCCGCACGUGUACGCCAGCGACUCCGCCGACCACGGGUACGGGCUCAUGUACAAGAGGGCCUCGCUCGGCGACCUGCGCUCGGCCUUCCGCUGGAAGGAGAAGUGGAGCUUCAAGCAGCACCUCCGAGGGCCGCGCGUGGGUAUUGUGCCUCCGACUGAUGUUGCCGACAUGGGGGGGUACGGCGACGUGAUCGACCGGUCCCUGGACUAUGAGAUCGAGCCUCGCUGUCAGUCUUCCUCGCCUUGCAGCGGCACGGCGCCCGCGACCGCCUUCGGCCAGUGGCUGCAGCGCCGGGCGGAGGGCUUCCUGGAAUUGUUCUCGGGCGAGGGCGGGCUUUCGGAGGCCUUCAAGGAGCUCGGCCUGAAGACCUUCCCCGGGAUGGACAUCAAGGACGGGGCCCACUAUGACCUCCUGGAUCCUGUGGUGCAGCUCGUUAUCUUACAGGGUAUUCGAAAAGGGCUGUUCUGGACCUCGAGGCUCUGGGAUUUUGACCCCGUUCGAGAGCUCACCAACCUUCCCGACGUGAUUCAGAUUUUUCUCGUGCACUGCAGCUAUGGGGCCCCGCACUUGAAGCGGACUAAGAUCCUCACGAAUUUCUUCGCCCUGUCGUCCCUGAGCUCAGAGUGCUCCAGAGACCACACGCACGUGGAGCUCAGGGGUUUCGAGACAGUUACGUUGCCAUCUGGGGCUCGGGUCAGACGCAAUCGGACCGCUGGAGCGGGAGCCUACCCCCGCAGGCUCUGCAAGGCAUGGGCUCAGGCGGCCGCUCUGACCGCGCCUGCCGGCGCCCGCGGCGACCUGGACGCUGCUGACGGCGGAGACCUGGAGGCGCAGCUCCGGGAUGCUUCGCAGCGGCCAGCUUCGCGUGCCCGAGAGCGCUUCAGGCCGGCUCGGCAGCGGCUCCAAGCGGAGCCUGACCUCGGGCUCUCUGCAGCCGCCGACCCAGACGCCCUCGAGAGCCGGUACGACCACCUCCGGCCGUUCAUCGUCUUUGGCCAGGACUCCAACCUCGAGGCGGCUCGAAAGCAGGCGGCCCGCGCCAAGAGAGGCCCAGAAGGUGAUGAGGACCUGAGGGAGGCACCCGAGUCCAAGAUUGACCAAUUAAUGUGCAAGUAUUUUGACAAGCUGAUGAGUGAUGCAAGACACCCAGCUGAGGGCCGCUAUGCUCUCUGGGGCUACCUGACUUUCUUCCCGCGCUCUGACAUCGCCAAGUCUGCCCGCCUCAUGAUGGCCAGGGAGGCUAUGAAAGGCUGGACCCGAAGAUUUCCUGGCUCGUCUCGCCACCCAUGGCCGCUGUCAGUUUUCUUCCUGUUCAUGACAGUCUUUAUGAAAGACAAGCACAUCGGAGCCGCAGUAGCCUUAGCCAUCCAGCUGGACGCCUACCUGAGACCCUCAGAGAUCUGCGACCUACGGUGGUGCUCGGUGGUUCGCCCUUCGUCAUCAUCGUCGCGUCUGGCCCGAGGCCGCUGGGCCGUUGUUAUCGGCAACUCAGACCUUGGUGAGACCACCAAGACAGGCGAGUGCGACGACACCGUGGUGCUCAACUCGCCGGGCCGAGACUGGGUCGCCUCGGUCCUCGAGAUGUGGGCCCGGCGGCGCUCGUCGAGCUCGCGCCCAGAGGAUCUGGUGUUCCCGAACCUGUCCUUGGCCAAAUAUGAGGCUCUUUUUAGACAGUACAGCCGGUCCGUCUUAGGUAAGACUGGCCACCUGACGCCGCACGUUGCACGCCACUCGGCGCCAUCCCAUGAUGUUCUGACAGGCGCUCGCAGCCUGAGCAUGGUGCAGAAGCGUGGCAGGUGGGCUCAUCCCAAGUCUGUGAAACGAUAUGAGAAGAGCGGCCGCCUCUUGCUUCAGGACUUCACCAUCGCGCUGCACCGGGACAGCCCCGACUGGUACUCCGCGGACCAGGAGACCAGCGUGCUGAUGUGUUGCGGAGAGAACGGCGAGGGCCAGUGCGGCCGCAGCCUGCAGCAGCAGCAGAACGCGUGGCUGCCGGUGCGGCUGCCCAAGCGGAGCAAGGUCCUCGCCGCAGCCAGCGGGCAGUCCCACAGCCUCGCGCUGCUGUCCACCGGCGAAAUUUUUGCGUGGGGGUCGAACCAGCAGGGCCAGGUCGGCAACGGCAAGCGCGCGCUGGUGUACAGGUCGCUAUUUGCUGUUCUCGCUUUCGAAGAUGGGCAGCGCUGGUAUGGAGUUGUUGCACCCAUUGCGAGAUGGAGCAAGGUGGUGUGGGCAGGGCAGGCUCAUUUUUUGUCGUACCCGGUUCUUCUGCCAGUGUUCCGUCGUGCAUGCAACAGUUUUUCAGAUUCGUAGUCUGACAUUCAAAGGAUGGGGUGGAACAGCCCGUCAAUUGCAAUGUAGUCACUGGUCCUGUGUCGUCGUUGCUCUAGUUAUCCGAAGGCUGAAAUGGACAACGCCUGAUUUUGCGACGAUUCGGGGCCAGCAUUGUGUUGUCAUUUCCUUCGCCUGACGAUCUCAGCCCCGCCCUCUUGAAAAGUACCUUGCGCCGGC